This is a messenger RNA of Anolis sagrei ordinatus, 4503 nucleotides long. RefSeq names its product coiled-coil domain containing 158 (gene CCDC158). The record is from RefSeq and is a predicted model, not a curated record. Lineage: Eukaryota; Metazoa; Chordata; Lepidosauria; Squamata; Anolidae.
UGUUCCACUUGCAAGAAACUCAGCUCUGCAACCUUCCAUUAUGCAAAGUGAAAUCAUAGCGAGCUCUGGUCCAUUUGCAAGCAAUGCAACUUUGCAGCCUUCCGUUAUGCAAAGCGAAAUCAUAGCGAGCUCUGGUCCAUUUGCAAGCAAUGCAACUUUGCAGCCUUCUGUUAUGCAAAGUGAAAUCAUAGCAAGCUCUGGUCCAUUUGCAAGCAAUGCAACUUUGCAGCCUUCCAUUAUACAAAGCGAAAUCAUACACAGCACUGGUCCAUUUGCAAGCAAUGCAACUUUGCAGCCUUCCAUAAUACAAAGCGAAAUCAUACACAGCACUGGUCCAUUUGCAAGCAAUGCAACUUUGCAGCCUUCCAUUAUACAAAGCGAAAUCAUACAGAGCUCUGGUCCAUUUGCAAGCAAUGCAACUUUGCAGCCUUCCAUAAUACAAAGUGAAAUGGUAGUGAGUUCUGGUCCACUUGCAAACAGUACAACUCUGCAGCCUUCCACUAUGCACAGCGGAAUGGUAGAGAGCUCUGAUCCACUUGCAAGCAGUACAACUCCGCAGCCUUCCAUUAUGCGCAGUGGAAUGGUAGAAAGCUCUGGUCCACUUGCAAGCAACACAACUCUGCAAUCUUCCAAAAUGCGCAGUGGAAUGGUAGAGAGCUCUGGUCCACUUGCAAGCAACACGACCCUGCAAUCUUCCAAAAUGCGCAGUGGAAUGGUAGAGAGCUCUGGUCCACUUGCAAGCAACACAACCCUGCAAUCUUCCAAAAUGCGCAGUGGAAUGGUAGAGAGCUCUGGUCCACUUGCAAGCAACACAACCCUGCAAUCUUCCAAAAUGCGCAGUGGAAUGGUAGAGAGCUCGGAUCCACUUGCAAGCAACAUAAGUCUGCAACCUUCCUUUAUGCGAAGCGGAAUGAUAGACAGUUCUGUUCCACUUGCAAGCAACACAACUCUACAGCCUUCCAUGGUGCGAAAUGGAAAGAUAGAGAGCUCUGUUCCACUUGCAAGCAACACAGUUCUGCAGCCUUCCAUGGUGCAAAGCGGAACAGCGGAACAACCUGCCAUUACACGAAGCAAAAUGAUAGAGAGCUCUGAUCCAUUUGCAAACAACAUUCAAUUUCAGUCUUCCAUUAUGCGAAGCGGACCAGUAGAGAGUUCUGUUUACUCUGGUCCUAGUAGUGCUGGUGGUAGCCCUACAAAAACCUUGUAUUCUAACUAUGAACUGGACGUUGAAAGCCAGAGGAAACCCUCUAAAUACUCAGAGAGAGAUACCCUCUUGGAAGAAUAUUCUCAGCAAGUCAAAGAUCUGCAGAAGAGGCUAAGUGAAACCACGGAACAACAUGAGCAACAGAAAUUGGGUUUAAGGCAAUCAAUACUGGAGUUGCAGGCAAGCCUUCAGCAAGUGGCCAGAGAGAAAGAGAUGAUUGCUGAUAUCAGACGGAAGGAGUCUCAGACCCAAGAGGAUCUCAGCUGUCAGAUGAAGGCUACAAUUAAUGAACUGGAAACUGCCAGUCAGCUUCAGGAAGAAAUGCUGAAGGAAUCCAGUAGUCAGACAGAGCACCUGAGGAUGAUGGUCCAGGGCCAUGAAAAUGUGUUCCGGGAACUCCGGCAAAUCCUAAUAAAGUAUGAAGAGGACAUGGGUAAGAAGGUGUACGAACAUGAAUCCGUUGCCAAUCUCCACAUCUGCAACUUGCCCACUGCUUUUGGCAAAGUGCUGCGAGAUCUGGAAGCUGAGAUGCUGCGCCUCCAAGGAAGGCUUGCCUCACUUGAAGAACAACAAGAACUACUGAAGAAAGAAUCCCAGUGCAAAAUUGAAAUGGUGCUUCAGGACCAUCAUGAGAGUAUUGAAAGGCUGAUCAGUGAGCAUGAACAGGAAUUGGAAGCGCUGAGUGAGAAUGCCAAUGCUUCCCGCAGCCAUGCAAGCAGUAUCCAAAGCCAGCUGGAAAUUGUGCAAGAACAAGCAAGAAACCAGAAUUCAUUGUACAUGCGUCAGGUCAACCAGCUGGAAAGCACUGUGUCUCAGUUACGUUCGGAGCUGCGAGAAACAAGGAGAAUGUCUCAGGACAAGAUAGAAGAACUUGAGAAAGAGCUGCAUCUGGUUAACUCAGAAAUAGCCGAGGCUCAGAGUGAAAGGGAUCAGUAUAGCCUGGAAACUGGAAACUUGGAUGAUCAGGUUCAGCUGUUGAGGUCAGAAUUGCACAAGAAGGAUAUGGAGCUCAAUCUAGAAAAAGAGCAGAAUAAACGGCUCUGGGAUCGAGACACAGGAAGCAGUAUCACCAUUGACCAUUUGCGGAGGGAGCUGGACAACAAGAACAUGGAAUUGCAGCGCAUGGAUGCCUCAAUGAAGUCCAUGAAGGCGGAGAGCCAGGAACAAAUGGAUCGACAGAUGUCUGCCAUUAAAGAAAAGAAUGAAAGUAUAGAGAAGGUUGCCUCUAUGACUGCCCAGCAGGAGUCAACUAAAGAAACACUCCGCAAGGUUUCAGAGGAACUGGCAGAAAAGAAAAUCAGCUUAGAGGCUGCAGAGAGGCAAGUGGCUGAGUUGACGUCGUCUGUGCAAGAGAAGGAAAGCAUGAUUGAAGUGACCAAUGAGGAAAUCCAGAAACUCCGUGGUCGAGUAGAUGGCAAACUGCAGGAGCUCCAACAACUGAAGACUGAAAGUGAACACCUACUAGGUGUCCAGUCGGAGUGUGACUCCUUGAAGCUGCAGCUGGUGGAGAAGGAGAAGGUGGUUGAGAUCCUGCGGAAGCAGAUCGAGAACAUGACCCAGGUUAUUGGCCAGCAUAGCCGGACAGCUGGUGCAUUGGAGUUGGAGAAAUCUCAGCUUUUGAAAGAGGCAAAUGACAAGAAACUUGAAAUCCAUGAACUUAAGAUUUUGCAGGACAAGAAAGACUGCCAGUUGCGCGAGUUAGAAGCCAGCUUGAGUGAAAUGGAAUUGGAGAAGGUGAAACUGAUGAACGCAAAUGCUGAGAGGCUCCGAGUGCUGAAAGAGAUGAAGCUUGAAAGAGAAGAGCUCAUCAAUGAAAUAAAAAUUAGUCGCAUUGAGCUUGCCACCUUAAUGGAGGAAUCUGAAGUUAUAAAAAGCGAUUUCCAAGAAAGAAGUGAAGAGAUGGAAACUACUGUGAACAAACUGAAGUUGCAACUGAAAUCUGCUCAGCUUGAACUGGAACAAACUAGGGCCACCUUAAAGAAUAUGGAGGGGUCUGAUGGUCAUGCCAUGAAAGUCGCAAUGGGGAUGCAAAAGCAAAUCACAGCCAAGCGAGGUCAGAUAGAAGCUUUGCAGAGCAAGAUUAAGUUCUUGGAGGAAGCGAUGACUGCAGCAACUAAGGAGAAGCAUUACCUGAAAGAGGAAAGAAAUAAGCUGAGCCAGGAACUGACCUGUAUGGCAGCUUCAAACAUCAAAAUGGCAGAAGAGCUGGACAUUCUAAAGUCGCAGGAUAAGCGCUUGAAAGAAAAACUUGCUACCAUGGAAUCUGCACUGGAUAAGGCCUCUAUGCAGUUUGCAGAGUGUCAGUGCAUCAUGCAACAGCAGGAACAGGAAGCUAUGCGCUUCAAGCUUCAGCAUACUUUGGAUGUAAAAGAGUUGCAGGGGCCAGGUUAUAUACUGGGCUCCUCAUCAGCAAAGCAGCGACAUUGCACUUUGCCACACUCCCACCUGUCCAGCGCCCCCACAUCCCAAGGCUUUGCAGACCACGUCUCACUGCUAGCAUCCCAAUCUGUUUUGACAACGGAAAAUCCAUUACGAGAUUUAAAGCAAGUUCUUCAAGAAUUGCGAAGCGUGGUUGAGGAAAUGCCCUCUGCAAAUCUGCCUAGAAGAGAAAGUGACAGUGAUACUGACUCCAUUACAGAAGGCGCCAUCAAUAUAUUAGACGUUUCAAACAGAGAAUGCAUUGGCAGAAGAAUACGUGAACUCUACAGCAGGGAAGCCGCUGUCAGAGACAUACCCACAGAUGUUACCAGGGGGCAAGAUGCUUUCAGCAGGGAGCCUUCAACGUUGCAUGCUGCAGACCUUGAAGAUCCAACUCUCUCUCUUCCCUCCAGCACUACUCAAGCAAUCUUCAGUUCCACUCCUCGUUGCACCUCUUCAAAGAAACCGUCCCCAGAGGAGAGGUACAAAGCGAGGUCUCCUGUCUACUCCUUGCUCACUGCACCACUGGAUGACCUCAAGGCUUCUUCCGCACCUUCUUUGGAACGUCGAUCCAGUCUGAAAAAGAGCUGCUCCCCUGAAGCCUCAGCCUCUGCUACCAGUAAAACAGAUAGUUCCUUCAGCACUGGUUCUUCCAUGCAGACAGGGGAAGCCAAUGGAAAGGCAUGCAGGAAGCUACAGAACAAGAUGGAGAGUCUGCAAAACCUUGUGGAAACAUUGCAGUUGAAAAACCAAGCAAUGUCUACAAUGAUCAGAUGCCAGGAAAAGAAGAUUGAGAAAGCAAAGGAAAAGGAGAAAAAGCUGUCCAAAUGAAAUGCAGUGUGGUUUUCAAUGUAUCUCAGUUUGCACUCUUGUUAAAUGGA